Messenger RNA from Solanum lycopersicum (tomato), 2277 nucleotides. RefSeq names its product putative calmodulin binding protein SUN (gene SUN). Lineage: Eukaryota; Viridiplantae; Streptophyta; Magnoliopsida; Solanales; Solanaceae. Gene Ontology annotation, molecular function: protein binding. The record is from RefSeq and is a predicted model, not a curated record.
UUAUAGUAGGUUAAAGAAUAGACUAAUGAAACCCCUCUCGUGAGAUAGUUUUUGGAGUUGAGGUAGACUUAGAUACCUUAUAGUUUACAUGGUAUCAGAGUUACGUUGAUCCGAGCUCCUAGUCCAUGGUCUUAGAGUGGAUUAGAGUCUUACAUGGACUUGGGAAAUCCUUCCCUCACGCUCCAAUUUGCUUAUAUUACGCGAGAUGCUAGCUGUCCUAUUGAGGCAGUUUUUGUUUUUAUAUUGUAGCUCUGCAGCAUUUUGUUGUAUAUGGAAUAGAAAUGCCUCUGAAAUACUUUUCUAUAUCUGUUUGAUUGCUGAAGGACUAUUGAAUGGGAAAGCGAAGAAACUGGUUUACCUUUGUCAAGAGACUUUUCAUUCCUGAAACAGAAUCAACAGCAGAUCAAAAGAAACCAAAGAGAUGGAGAUGUUGUUUUCUGAGAAAGUUCAAGUUGAGGAAAUGUCCUGCUAUAACAUCAGCACCUCAGCAAACGUUACCUGAGGCGAAAGGAACACCUCAGCAAACGUUAACUGAGGCGAAAGAACAGCAAAGAAAACAUGCUUUUGCAGUUGCUAUAGCAACGGCAGCAGCUGCUGAGGCUGCUGUAGCUGCUGCUAAUGCUGCUGCUGAUGUUAUUCGUCUAACAGAUGCUCCAAGUGAAUUCAAAAGGAAACGCAAACAAGCUGCUAUUAGAAUCCAAAGUGCUUAUCGCGCUCACCUGGCCCAGAAAGCAUUAAGGGCUCUAAAGGGUGUUGUGAAGCUUCAAGCAGUGAUUAGAGGUGAAAUUGUGAGAGGAAGACUCAUUGCCAAACUGAAGUUCAUGUUGCCACUUCAUCAAAAGUCAAAAACAAGAGUUAAUCAAAUUAGAGUCCCUACUUUUGAAGAUCAUCAUGACAAGAAACUCAUCAAUAGUCCAAGGGAAAUUAUGAAAGCUAAAGAACUAAAGCUUAAAUGCAAGAGCCUUAGCACUUGGAAUUUCAACUUAGCUUCAGAACAAGACAGUGAAGCCUUGUGGUCAAGAAGAGAAGAAGCCAUUGACAAAAGAGAGCAUUUGAUGAAAUACUCGUUUUCACAUCGGGAGAGAAGAAACGAUCAAACUCUACAAGACUUACUAAACAGAAAGCAAAACAGAAGAAGCUACAGGAUUGACCAGUUAGUAGAACUUGACGCACCAAGAAAAGCAGGGUUGUUAGAGAAAUUGAGAUCAUUUACAGACUCAAAUGUUCCUCUAACUGAUAUGGAUGGAAUGACACAGCUUCAAGUGAGAAAAAUGCAUAGAUCAGAUUGUAUAGAGGACCUACAUUCUCCUUCUUCACUUCCAAGAAGAUCAUUUUCUAAUGCAAAACGAAAAUCAAACGUUGAUGAUAACUCAUUACCAAGUUCUCCUAUAUUUCCUACUUACAUGGCAGCCACAGAAUCUGCAAAGGCAAAAACAAGGUCAAACAGCACAGCGAAGCAACACCUAAGGUUACACGAGACAUUGUCAGGUCAACAUUCUCCUUAUAACCUCAAGAUUUCUUCUUGGAGAUUGUCUAAUGGUGAAAUGUAUGACAGCGCCAGAACAAGCAGAACUUCUAGCAGUUAUAUGUUAAUAUAGAAGGUGUUUUACAAGGAUUGAAGAACAUGAGUGUUGUACAUUAUUACUAUCUUUGAUAACGAAGUGUCCAAGCCGGUUUGCUCUCACCUCUGCUAGUUCACCGAGUGUUGUUAACUUCUACAAGUACCAGUACCAGUACUAGGUAACUCUGUUCACCAAAGAUGAAUGUGUACAUUAUCAACCUGUUUAUGCAAGCAAGGGAGCGCAGAAACUCCUAGAUUUGCAGCAUUACUUCUGGACAUGAAAACAAUCAGAAAAAUGGAGCUAUUAUUGGAGCUUCAAACUUCUUCAGUAAUCUAUCUACAGUUGAUUGAUGAAAGAUUACUGGUUUUAACACUUUUUUAUAUAGACUUGCCACAAUGUGUAUAUAUAGUUCAAGUUUUUUUCCCUUUCCCUGUUUGUUUUCCCUUGUUUCAUUUAUUUAUUGAUUUGUAAAGUUGUUUCCAUGAGACCAGGAGGUCACAGGGGUAAGAUUCUGUACAAUAGACCAUAUGGUCUCGAGCCUUCACCAGACCGCACAUAGCGGGGAGCUUAGUGCACUGGGCUGUUGUUCUUUUUUUUUUUUUGCUUCUGAGUUGAUAUACUGGAGGAAGAAUUGUUGUUUGAUGGCCAUUCACCUGGAAGCAUUUCCAAGUUUGGUAAUUGCAUAGAGGUUUAAUCUUUGCCUUCUGUAUUUACA